This is a messenger RNA of Vitrella brassicaformis, 1728 nucleotides long. The record is from the annotation of a GenBank genome assembly. NCBI's taxonomy places the organism in Eukaryota, Vitrellaceae.
CGAAUCGCUUCAAACGACCUGGUCUGCUGCGUGUGCACAGUUUAUUCACUCCUCUCACGCACAAGAAAGAGCAGAUCAAACGAAUGAGAGCACAUCCGCCCCGCCCGAUAGAUCUCUCUUCUCUCCUUCCACCGCUCUCUUCUCUCUUGUCGUCACUUUCUGUCGUGGUGUCUCUGUCUUGGCCUGAGAUCCCUCCCGGCUCGUCGGCAUCUGAUCCAUCAUCAGUCCCUUAAGUUCUCUGCGGCAGCGAAACGACUUCAUCUUAAAGCUUCUCUCUCUCGACGAUCAUGAAGGUUCUUCUGUGCCUUGUUGGCGCCGCCCUCCUGCCGACAGCCUUGCCUGUGUGCGCUGACCUCGGCGCGAAGUCAUCGCUGCGGGGCAAUGGGGCCGCCGCUGAUGCCGCCGUCGCUGAUUCGGGGCCGGUAGGGAACACGCAGCCCUCUCGGACGCCAUGCGCCUACUUGUCUGUCUGUCUGUCUGUCUUUCUGUCUGUCUGUCAGACCGUCCCCCCCGAGGAAGACCGCGGCGAGGGCGAGUCUGUGGAGGUUAUGGAGCUGCAAGACGAUGAAGAUGAGGUGGAUGAAGAUGAGGUGGAUGAAGAUGAGGUGGGCACCGGGCGCUAGCACAAACACACACGCACGCAUAAAUAUGUACAGAUACAAUGUACACACACUGGAGCUCUCUGUGUGCGGGGUGUGCAGGUUGAUGGUGAUGAGUCGGCUGUCGAUGAGCCUCAGCCACAGACCCCAAUCGGUGAGUGAGGCGCACAUCCAGUCACUGACAUUGACGAGCCGUCGGCUGUAUGUGCGUGUUCAUGGAUGUGUGUGUGCAGGUGAUCUGUCCCUCCGGGCGUUGCAGCGGACGCCAAGGUCGGCGCCAGCCAUAUUUGCGAUGGCGCUUGCCGGUGGGAAAUGCAACGGAAGACAUUAUGUCUAUUUGAGCCGCCACCCCAAGAUGAGCUACGCCCGAAGUCGCGCCCUUGCCGGUUGUAAAAAACAAUGCGCAAGGUGCGAGGUCCGCUGGGCGAAAGGCCGCACCGAUCGUCAAUGGUGCAUCGCAGUCGACUUGUACAAUGACCGUCGCGGCAUCAAGUUCGGGGAUGGGCCAAUCGCAUUAAACCCCAAAUACCACCGUGCCACUGCUGCCAUGAGAAAAACGUGCCACAAGCGAGGGAAACCCCCCAACUGCGACACACACAACCUUGUUGCAUGCGCCAACGACUAGUACCUGUCUGUUUGUGCCUGGCGGCGGCUGUCUGGUGUCGAUAAGGGAGUGACUGUCUGUGUCUGAACACAUCUAUGAACAGUUUUCAUCUAUAGCUGUUCUGUGUAGCUUCAAAUCUGUACAUAUUGCUUCCGUGAUCCUUUUGCGCUUUUGUCUGUCCGCCUGCCUCUCUGUCUGCCAUUCGUCCGGUUGUCUUGCAAUUGGAUGACAGGGCACUGUCUUUCGUCUCGUUUGCGUGCACGCAAUCUGCCUUGCCUCUCUCUCUCUCGAGCUCUCUUGAUACGUUUGUGUGUACAUAUAUGUGUCUGUGUGUGUGCGUGAAUCAUUUGCGCACGAGUGGGACGAUUAUCAUUCAGUGCAGAGUAAUCACUCUCAGAGUAAUUCGGGCCGUGCAAGUCCAUGUUUGUCCCAUGCACACAAUGUCAUGUACGCGACAGACAGACAGAGAACAAAGACACCACACACACACACGAUAGCCAUGCACCUGCACAUAUGCAGCACCCG